Messenger RNA from Salvia miltiorrhiza (redroot sage), 1922 nucleotides. RefSeq names its product probable E3 ubiquitin-protein ligase ARI8. Gene Ontology annotation, cellular component: cytoplasm; ubiquitin ligase complex. Lineage: Eukaryota; Viridiplantae; Streptophyta; Magnoliopsida; Lamiales; Lamiaceae. The record is from RefSeq and is a predicted model, not a curated record. The coding region runs from base 14 to 1618 and encodes 534 amino acids. Gene Ontology annotation, biological process: positive regulation of proteasomal ubiquitin-dependent protein catabolic process; protein polyubiquitination; ubiquitin-dependent protein catabolic process. Gene Ontology annotation, molecular function: zinc ion binding; ubiquitin protein ligase activity; ubiquitin conjugating enzyme binding. The transcript has a single exon.
CGCCAAAGAUUCCAUGGAUUCUGAAGGCGAGGGUUUCUACAGCAGCAGUAGUGAUACGGCGGCGGAUGACAGCUUCGCUGAUUACGCCGCCGUCAGCCGCCGCCAGAAACCCUACAAAAUCCUAACAGAGGGCGACAUCCAGCAACUCCUCGAUGACGAUAUCUCCACAGUUUCCGACGUUCUCUCCGUCUCGAGAGGCGCCGCCUGCACCUUCCUCUGCCAGAAUAAUUGGAAUCUCAGCUCCGUCUACGACAAAUUUUUCGCCACCGACGACAGGAAUCACCAAACCGCCGCGUCGUCGUCGUCGUCGCAGCGAGAAUUAGGGCAAAAUCUGUGCAAGAUAUGUUACGACGAAAUCAGCCCCCAAAACACGGUCUCCGCCGCCUGCGGCCAUCCCUUCUGCGCCGAUUGCUGGAAAACCUACGUCGCGGCGGCGAUCGACGACGGCGCCGGAUGCCUGACGUUGCGGUGUCCGGAGCCCGGCUGCGGCGUCGCCGUAGGCGUAGAUCUGAUUGAAUCGCUGGCCUCCACCGACGGCAAGGAGAAGUACCAUAGAUAUCUCCGCCAAUCCUACGUGGAGGCCAGCCGCCGGAGAGAGUGGUGCCCCGCCCCGGGAUGCAAUUUCGCCGUCGAAUUCGACGGAGGCGGAGGCGGCGGAGGCUACGACGUGACGUGCGGCUGCUCUCACAAAUUCUGCUGGAACUGCGGGGAAGAGCACCACCGCCCCGUCGGCUGCGAGACGGUGGCGAGCUGGUCGGAGAAGAACAAUUCGGAGGCGGAGAACACGCAGUGGAUCCUCGCCUACACCAAACCCUGCCCCAAAUGCCGCCGCUCCAUCGAGAAAAACCAAGGCUGCAAUUGGAUGACGUGUCGCCCCCCCUGCGGAUUCCGAUUCUGCUGGCUCUGCGGCCAGGACUCGAGGUUCCACUCCCGCUGCAACAAAUACGGCGGCGCCGCCGCCGGCUAUAAAAAGAAUGCUAAGAGAGAGAAGGCGAGGAAGGAUCUGCAGAGAUACACGCAUUACUACGAGCGGUGGCACGCCAACGAGCAGUCGAGGAAGGCGGCCGUGAAGGAUCUGAAGACGUGGAGAGACGACGACGGCGUCUCUAAGCUCGGCGAGGCGCAAGCGGAGGCGCCGGCGCAGCUGCAGUUCGUGACAAAGGCGUGGGAGCAGAUUGCGGAGUGCCGGCGCGUGCUGAAAUGGAGCUACGCCUAUGGUUACUACAUGGAGAGGGAGGCGCCGAAGAAGGUGGCGUUGUUCGAGCAUUCGCAGGGGGAGGCGGAGAAGCAGCUGGAGCGGCUGCACCACUGCGUGGAGAAGGAGAUGGGGGAGUACCUCCGGCGACAGAGGGAGGAUUUCCAGGAAUUUAGGGUUAGGGUUGUUGAUCUGACUGUGGUGACCGGGAAUUAUUUUGAGAAUUUGGCGAGGGAUUUGGAGAAUAAUCGAGCGGAAGUUGUGGGUGGCGGCGGCGGCCGGAAUGGUUUGAAGAAGAAGAUGAAGAAGGAUGACGAUGAGAGGAAGGGUUUGGAGAAGAAGAGAAGGAAGAAGAAGGAUGAUGAUGAGAGGAAUGUUCCUAGGAAAAGAGUAACUUAUGCUUCUAGGUAUUCUCGUAAUUAAGUAUUGAUGAUGAACGUGCACGUUUGUUUUGGAUGAUUAUUAUUGUGAGGAGUGUAUAGUUUUUUUUUUUUGGUUUUAGGAUUAUUGAGAUUGUUUCAAUAGUAAGCUGAUGAUUAGAAAAUCAUAGACUAUUCAUUAAUUUAUGCAUGUUGAAUUAUGAAAUUUUUGGUAGUACAAUAUUCUUGUUAUUGGUUUUGGUGAAAUAUGGAAAACAUUGAAGAUCUAUGAAGAUGUAGUUGAGCAAUGAAUAUUGCCUAUGUAUUCAAGAGCUUUAUUUUGUACUCCCUCUGUCCCAAUAAUAUAG